CGCACUCCGAGUGAGUUCCGCAUUUUCUGGGUCGGUAACUGACUGAAGAAAUGCCUGAAACCAAAGCUCCGAAGAAAGGCGCCAAGAAAGCCGUGUCCAAGGCCAAGGGCACCAAGAGGCGCAGGAGGUCGAGGAGGGAGAGUUACUCCAUCUACGUCUACAAGGUGAUGAAGCAGGUUCACCCCGACACCGGCAUCUCCUCCAAGGCCAUGAGCGUCAUGAACUCGUUCGUGAACGAUAUUUUCGAGCGCAUCGCGCGCGAGGCUUCCCGCCUGGCCCAUUACAACAAGCGGUCGACCAUCACCUCUCGGGAGAUCCAGACCGCCGUGCGCCUGCUGCUGCCCGGGGAGCUGGCCAAGCACGCCGUGUCGGAAGGGACAAAGGCGGUCACCAAGUACACCAGCUCCAAGUGAAGCUCUAUCAACUAAACAAACCGAAAACAACGGCUCUUUUAAGAGCCACUCACUCCAUCGCUGAAAGAGUUGCUCCAGUAUUUCAGCAGUGAUUAACAACUAACCCUUCCUUGCAGAUUUUCAGUUUAGAAAUAAUUAUUGUUUAUUGCGAUCCGUAUGUCCGUU
Hypanus sabinus (Atlantic stingray) is the source of this 578-nucleotide messenger RNA. Its product is annotated as histone H2B 7-like. The transcript has a single exon. The record is from RefSeq and is a predicted model, not a curated record. Gene Ontology annotation, molecular function: structural constituent of chromatin; protein heterodimerization activity; DNA binding. Gene Ontology annotation, cellular component: nucleosome. Bases 51 to 413 code for a protein of 120 amino acids. Lineage: Eukaryota; Metazoa; Chordata; Chondrichthyes; Myliobatiformes; Dasyatidae.